ACAAGCAGAUAAAAAUGUUCGAUCAAUAUUAGUGUACGUUCAUAUUGAAUGGAGUUUCUCAUUCCGAAUUUUACCAUAAAACAUUUAUUUGGUGUUGUUAAUGCCCUAUAGUGUGAAAGAGAACACAUUUGACUAUAUACACAUUUGUAAUUUUCAUAGAAUAUGAUGACAUUCAGUAUCAGUCAGUAUACGCAGAAGUGAAAUGGCAAAUUCCUUUAAUAACAUUUCAAUUCAAAGUUGCUGCAUGUUAAACAUUGUUCAUCUCUUAAUCAUCUCUGCUUAUCAAUAAAGAACAAAGUUUUUUCGUUUUGCUUAUUUCGAGUUGCUUUAAGUUUGGUGAUUUCGGUUAAACGAGACUCAGUUGACAUCAAAACAUUAAUAUGGACGCGUAUCAAACGAAAAGUUUUUCAUUCGACGUGGACACAGACAUGGAACAAACGUCGAAGAAGUUCAAAGCAGGCGAGUCUUCUCCAUCACCGAUGACCAUUUCGUCAACAACAAUCGACGGAGAUGCAGUCAUGUUGCCUAACGAAAUAUCAGCACCGUAUGAGGUCUCUCAAUUUCCCAUUGAACAAAUUGAAAGAAAAUUGCAGAUACAACGACAAUUGAAUUAUAAGGCAAUGGAGGACAAACAAUCUCUAGCUGCUGAAGUUCAUUCAGAUGACGAUAUAAAUCUGGAUGAACACGAGCUGGUUCCACACUUUCAGCGAGUAUCAAUCUCCGGCGAGGACACCUCUGGGGUGCCUCUGGAGGAUUUGGAACGUGCAUCGAAAUUAGUGAUCCAAGCAUUGGAGCUGCGCGAACGUUACAUGAGUGCUUCGAAUCAAUCGUUUCCACCGACAACAGCUCGGUUCUUGAAGUCCGUGCAUGAGAAAGAAAUGAGCGCCGACGUUUUGUAUGAAGAUAAACGCACAACUGCAGAAGAAUACAGAAAUACGAAUCGUCGAAGACCGAGAGAUUACUCGGUUCACGCUCCAUCGAACAUCCACGACCCCUGGAACAUCGAAUUUCCACCCAGUAUGGGCUACACCAUCAAAGCUGUGGACGGCGUUUUCAAUGUUUUCAAAGACGAACAGUGUACGGAGAACGUGAAUUAUCCAUACUGUAAAUUAGAUACAUUCGUAACGGAUAUGCAGACAAUGUGUGCCAUGAUAGCCGACGGUCCAUUGAAAUCAUUUUGCUAUAGACGUUUGAGCUACUUAAAUUCGAAAUUCCAACUUCAUGUCCUACUGAAUGAGUUACGUGAAUUGGCUUCACAAAAGGCUGUACCACACAGGGAUUUUUAUAAUAUUCGUAAGGUCGACACACACAUUCACGCCGCUUCGUGCAUGAAUCAGAAACAUCUAUUGCGUUUCAUAAAGAAAACGCUGAAAAAUAAUGCUGACGAAGUGGUUACGAUUAGCAAAGGGAAGGCGAUGACAUUGGCCGAUGUAUUCAAGUCGAUGUCACUCACCACAUACGAUCUGACUGUGGACAUGCUGGAUGUACAUGCAGACAGAAACACAUUUCAUAGGUUCGAUAAGUUUAAUGCCAAAUAUAAUCCGAUCGGAGAGUCACGGUUGAGAGAGGUGUUUCUGAAGACCGACAACUAUUUGAAUGGGAAAUAUUUUGCUGAGAUUAUCAAGGAAGUGGCAGCUGAUUUAGAAGAAUCAAAAUAUCAAAAUGCUGAACUCCGAUUGUCCAUCUAUGGCAAGUCACGUGAUGAGUGGACAAAGUUAGCCAAAUGGGCCAUAGAAGGGAACGUUUACUCAGACAACAUUCGUUGGUUGAUUCAAAUACCCCGACUAUAUGAUAUCUUCAAAACCAACCGCAUCAUGGAAUCGUUUCAGGAGACUUUGGACAACAUUUUCUUACCAUUGUUUGAGGCUACUAAUGACCCUGAAAAGCAUCCGGAGCUGCAUAAAUUGUUGCAAUAUGUGAUCGGUUUUGAUUCGGUGGAUGAUGAGUCGAAGCCCGAGAAUCCAUUAUUCGAUAAGGAUGUCGAUACACCAGAAAAUUGGAAAAACGAAGACAAUCCACCAUACGCAUAUUAUAUUUACUAUACGUUCGCCAAUAUGACUGUUUUAAACAACUUCAGGAAGGAAAGAGGAUUUAACACAUUCGUCUUGCGGCCACAUUGUGGCGAGGCCGGUCCCGUUCAACAUUUGGUUUGUGGAUUCUUGAUGUCCGAAAACAUUUCGCACGGCUUACUGUUACGCAAAGUUCCGGUGCUGCAGUAUCUGUACUACUUGUCCCAGAUUGGCAUUGCCAUGUCACCGCUAUCGAAUAACUCGCUGUUUUUGAAUUAUCAUCGAAAUCCGCUUCCCGAAUAUUUAGCUCGUGGCCUAUGUGUAUCGCUCAGUACCGAUGAUCCGUUACAAUUUCAUUUUACUAAGGAACCAUUGAUGGAAGAGUACAGCAUUGCAGCACAAGUGUGGAAAUUAAGCUCAUGUGACAUGUGCGAAUUGGCUCGGAAUAGUGUGGUUAUGAGUGGAUUCCCUCAUAAGAUGAAACAUCAUUGGCUCGGUCCGAACUAUACGCGGGAAGGUGUGGCUGGAAAUGAUAUAUCACGAACAAAUGUACCAGACAUCCGUGUAUCCUAUCGCUACGAAACGUUAAUCGACGAAUUGUCCAACAUAUUCAACAAAUGUGGCAAGCCGCAUUAGAAAUGUGAAAUGAAAGACAGCCGCGGCACACGGGGAUUAUUGUUAUUGUUCUUUCUUACUGUAAUAUUUAUAUAAACAAUUUUGGGUUGAGAAAAUCUUUGCUUUUAAUUUUUUUUUAUUGAUUUGAUUGUUAAAAUUUAACACAAACACAUAUACACACACACACCAUUUAUAUACAUGGUAUAUUUACAGGAAUCAUAUAAUCUAUUGUAUUGUACCACUUAAAAAGAUGUUACACGUUUAAGUAUUUAUUGAACAUUUCUCGAAUUACAACCACAACAACAACAA
Messenger RNA from Bradysia coprophila, 2933 nucleotides. RefSeq names its product AMP deaminase (gene AMPdeam). NCBI's taxonomy places the organism in Eukaryota, Metazoa, Arthropoda, Insecta, Diptera, Sciaridae. Gene Ontology annotation, molecular function: AMP deaminase activity. Gene Ontology annotation, biological process: IMP salvage; AMP metabolic process. Gene Ontology annotation, cellular component: cytosol. The record is from RefSeq and is a predicted model, not a curated record.